AUGUCUUCCCCCAGACUCAUUCCCCUGUGGAAAGAUUUUAAAUACCUUAUAAAUGACAUGAUACAGAAAAGCAAGCAAACUUCAGAUGACCCAAAGACUGAUGUAGUUGUGCUGAGUGACCGGUCCCAGAUUCUGUUCAGAGAGUCUCGCUAUCCUCAAAAUAUGCCGCUUAUAUGCUAUUACAUCAGUGAUGCCAACUUCUUUGCCUCCCUCUCUUGGGUGACAACAAGCACAAAAGAAAUCCAGGCAGUAGUAUGGAUGCAGAGCAAAACCGAGGACAUGGUGGAGAAGAGAACAUUCUCCAUGACCGAACGACUGCCGCCCAUCCAGUCCAUGGUGCACACAGGCUCCUUUCAUAUCCUCGUGGUCUACUGUGGUGACCUGCUCCUGCGGCUCUUUGGGGACCACUUUCGGUCAUUCAAAUCCUUGGCUGUAGUACCCUGCCGCUUUAACAUCAACUGCCUCUGCUAUGACCCAGAAAUGAAGAUGCUUCUGUCAGGCAUCCCGGGGGCAGUGGUCACCUGGACCAUUGAGCGGACUGGCAAGGGCCUCCAAAUAGCCUACAUGGCUUCCAUGCCUGGUGAUGAGCUUGUCCACGACAUCGUGCUGAACGGCCCCAAUGGCUCCAUCCUAGCCCUGUGUGGGACUGUGGUCAGAGUCCUUGAGCGCCAGGGCCACGGCCAGCUGGGAGAGGUGAAGAGGUUCACUUCCACCACCAGUGGCUCCUCUAUCACCUGCUGCUUCACCUGUUUUGAUCAGGGCUUUCUUUAUGCUGGCAACAAGACUGGGGAAAUCCAAGUAUGGAACCUCAGCUGGGGCCACUCUCUCCACAGUUUCAAGGCCCAUUUCUCAUCAGUGGUAUGUAUCCACAGCCGGCCAGAAGCCCACACCCUGCUAACGGCUGGCAAGGAAGGCUUAAUCAAGGAGUGGAACCUGACCUCAGGGGGCCUGCUGCGGCGGCUAGAAGUUGGCGAGGAACUGUAUCAACUCCAGUUUAUCAACAGCACUACUUUCUUCUGCCAGACCACCCAUUCUUUCUUCUUGCGCAGUUUGCCCUGCUUCUACAACCUCUUCAAUGUCUGUGGCUCUGCUCCCCAGCAGGUGCGUCGGAUCCGUUGUGGUGAUAACUGGUUCCGGAUCCUCUGCACUACGGAGGAUGGCUUGUUGCACUUUGUGUCCCCACUAACAGGGAAUCUUCUGGUUCUCACCUGGCCCUUCUCAAUCCUGGACCAGGCUGUGGACUGGGCCUAUGACCCAGAUAAAGAGGAACUCUUUGUAGCAACAGGCAGGUCAGAGGUACUGGUAUUUGACACAACCCGCUGCCCUUGCCCAGCCAAGUAUCUCUUAUGCACCUCACCCGAUUCUCAGGACUUGGUACAAUGCCUGGCUUAUGGGCAUUUCCACCUGGGUCGGGGUCUACAAGGACUCAUGUUCUCUGGACACCAGAGUGGUGUGAUCAGGGUGCUUUCCCAGCACAGCUGCGCCCGAGUAGAGAAAUUCAUGCACUUUGGGGCUGUGUUAGCACUCUCUACACUGCCUGGAGGGCUUUCUGGCAGCCGAGAAAACUCUUUGCUCUGUUCCUAUGGAAUGGAUGACUAUAUACACCUAUCAGAAGCUGUGCUUGAGGGGAUCAGAGUACUUCUGCGGCCCCUCGCCAGCAUUCUCAGCAGCUGUCACCUAACACAUCUGAUGCUUUUGCCCGAGUCUGUGGGUGCUAUCACGGAGACUAACUGCCUACGUCUCUGGAAGUUCCAUGAUUUUCUGUCCUCUGGGUCACAGGAAGGCUUGACAUUCAUAGAGACAUUGCCACUGCACCAGUGUGCCAUCGUAUCUUUUGAUGUCUGCUUAUCCUUGAGUCUUUUUGUCACAGGUGGCAGUGAUGGCUCUGUCCGGAUCUGGAACUUCCAUGGUAGACUUGUAGCCAUGCUGGACUCAUCACUGCACUUUGGCCCACUCUGCUUUGCAAACGACCGGGGUGACCUGCUUCUAACUUUCAACCAAAGUCUUUAUCUGGUGUCCUGUUUAAAACUGCUUCCACCAACCCUGCUGGCUCGCCUUUCCCUUAUGGGUAUGACAGAUGAAGUGUUGGAAGUUCCUAAGCCUUUCAUACCAAGCUUCUUCUUCUCCUUUGAGACUAUGUUUGUGCCCAAGUAUGUUUACUCUGGACAAGGGCAGCAGCAGUUAGUGGGUCUGGAGAGCCUUGUCAAUAAGCGAGCUAUUGCCUUUGAUCAUAAUGUGCCACAUGUUAUAGAAGAAGAUGAGCAAGGGAGCCCUGUGUUACUGUCUUCCUUCAGACGCGAUGCCUCGGACAAGGAGGAAACUGAUUGGAAGCAGGUGAGAAAACUUCCUCAUUCCCAUUACGUCAUUCCUCCCCAACUGCAGCUGACUACCUGGAAUGGACUCAACCCCUAUCAGAUACUGCGAUGCUACUUUGGCCAUGGGAGGAAAUGGCUCUUGGCUCCUGAUUGCUACAUCCCUAACUCAGUGAUUCGUGCCCGUCUUUGGCCAGAGGGCAGCCCGAUAUACCUACAGUGCAACCUGCACUCACCCAUGCGGGAAUUGGAAUGGGACAAGUCUCAACAAUUCUUUUUCUGGCACAGUAAGGCAAGAACUAUAAGUGAUGUAGGAGAAUAUUCAUAUGAAAAGGAGGAAGAAGACUUCCUAGAAACAAGAGUGACCAAGGAUGUAACCUACAGUGUCCUUACAGACUCAGCAAACCGCAGUUGGCUGGGAAGAAAGAUGAGUGAAAUAGCUAUCAAUAGCCUGAUAGAGACAAUUCUCAGUAUUAUGAUCCAUGCUUCUCCACUGAAGUACCAGUGCUGCAUUGGUGCACUAGGGCAAAUCUUUGCCUCUUACCAGGUGUCUCCACCCCUGCGCUCCGAAACAGCCCAUCGUCUGUUGGAUGAUACAACCAAUUCCAACCCACUGAUCCGAGAGCUAGCCUGGGAAGGGCUGAAGCGUCUAGGAAUGAUUACUCAUCUCUUUGCCCUGCCUCUGGCCCAAGGACUAAUGGACAAAGAUGAAAGAGUGAGGAAUAAGGCCCUGAAUCUUGUGCCUGAGACUGGAAUCCACACUAAGACCUCACUCUUAAACUUGAUCCAGAACCGAGAUACUUUCCAGGAGAUGCAGCAAGAAAUGGUUGGGGAGGAAACCCUGGACCAUCUGCUGGGAAUGCGGGCCACAGAUCUCCAAAUCCUUCAUACUCAAGUGGAGCAGCGAUUGAAUGAAAACCUGACCUUAUCACAGAGAGAUGAAAAGCCUACUUUUUCUUUAUAUAUCACAGAGGCUUCUGAACUUAGCUCCUUUUCCAAGCCACCUGAUAUAGUUUCUGAAGAACCUGAAGUUGCCGUCAAGCCCAGCAAAGGCCAGAGACGGAGCCGAGCAGAAAGCAGAAAGCAUACUCAAAAAUUUUUGCGAAGCCUCAAGAAGAUGAAAGACACUGACACAGAGCCAGGUCCCUUAGAGGAUCAAGGUGAUCAGAGUGAAGCUACACCAACUCAGGGGGAGGGUUCUAGGUCUUCAGCCUCCAGUAUAGCAGAGAUUUCAAAAGAAGAUGAACAAGAACAUCCAGAGAAAGAUGCCGCAAAGGAUUAUGUUGCAUUGACCCUGAAGAUGCUGAGGAAGAUGCGUGACAAAAGAGGGAGGAAAGCAACAAUUCAGAAACCCAUAAAGAGGCGCAAGAGGAAGGCAAUAGACGCUGAAGUUACAGCUGAGGAAUCUCCAUUUCCUGCAAGGGAACAGAAAGUUGUGAAGAUGGUGGAAGCCAUAGGGCGGGGUGCCUCUGGAGCCCCUGGCCACAGGAUUACCCCUGGAGAUGGCUCAUCAUGGCGGGAUGAUCUGUGUCGUCUUAUGACCCUGAGGAUAUCUGGUUCCCAGACAAAAAUGUCAGAAGAUCUAAACAUGGAGCUAGUGACCACGGCUCAGGAGAUGCUGGCAGAUCGACAGCCCAGCUGGGAGCUCUUUCAGGAGAUCUGCCCCCUGUUGAAGAGAGAAAGUGAGACACGGCUUGAGGACCUUGACUGGGAUGUAGCCUGGCCAGAGGAGAAACCAGUUUUUAUUCAUGGAGAAGCAAUUAGAGAGGACAUGGUGAUCAAAGACAUGGAAGAGGAGCAAGUGCAAAAGGAAGAAAGGGACAGGAAGGCCUUGCAGGAAACCCAGGUGCUUCCCAAAAAGGCCAAGAAAAAGAAAGUAAUUUUUUUAGAACCAAGAGAUCUAACCAAAGGAAAACAAUUAUCAACAAAGGAAGAGAGGAAACCCUCUAAGAAGCCCUCUAAGCACGAGAGGAAAGCAGUCCAGCAGGAAACAAAAGUGGAUAAAAAAGAGAGGAAAAUAACCAAGAGGGAUGUGAGUCAGGAAGUGGGAAAAAUGGCCAAAUUAGAGGGGGAAAUGGUUGAGCAAGAAGGAAGACCAGUUAAGGAAGAGCCAAAGGUGCCUUGGCAGGAGUGGAAGAAGUCCUGGGAUGAGUGGAAACAAACUUAUGGUGAGUCAAGGAUAUCUUGGGAUGAAUGGAGGAAAUCUUUGGACAAAAAGUGUCUUGAGGAAGAGGAGAAAUUACAAAAGGAUGAAGAAAAGCUACUCCCAGAUGAAAAAAGGCUGGAUAAGGACAUGAGCAAGCUGAUAUGGGAUGAAUGGGAACAGAUCUGGGAAAAGAUGUCAGGCAGGUCCAGGGAGCAACCAUUGGAGGAUGAAGAAGAAGUGACCCUGGAGGAAGAACUGUCUCCAGAGUGGGAAGAAGAAGAAGAGGUGAUUACAGAAGAGCAGAGACAGAUCCACAAAGAAUAUAAACAGGCACAGGUUGAGAGGAAACGGGCCAAAGAAGAGAGGAAGCUGGCACAAGAAGAAAAGAAGCUAGCACAGGAAGAGAAAAUACUGGCGCAGGAAGAGAGAAAACUGGCCAGAGACUAUGAGCAGCUGGCCCAGAAAGACAGGAAAACAGUCCAGGCAGAGAGUAAGUUUGUCCAGAAUGAGGAAAAACUAGCCCAAAGACGGGGGAUGCUCAGCCAGGAAGCAGAGAAAUUGGCCCAGCAAAGGAAGAAAUUGGCCACGAAAUUGGAGAAACUGGCUCGAGAAGAAGAGAAAACAGUAAAGAAAGGAGGGAAGCUAGUUGAGGUAAAAAAUAUAUUGAUCCAGAAACUGGAAAAGCUGGCCCAGAAGGAGCAAGAUCUAACAUGGCAAGAAAAGGAACUAGCCCAGGAACUGGAGGACCUCACAUGGGAAGAGGCGGAACUGGCUUUGAAAGAAGAGGAACUGAAUCAGGAAGAAGAGAGACUGGCUAAGGGAGAGGAGGGACUGGCUCAGGAGGAAAAGGCACUGGCCUUGCAAGAGGAGAAACUGGAUAUAGAAGAGAAAAAAGCGCAAAAACUGGCCCAGGAAGAAGAACUGCUGAUCCAGGAAGAGAAGAAAGUGGCCCAGCACGAGGGAAAACUGUCUGAGGAAAAGGAAAGACUUGCCCAGAAAAGGGAGCAGUUGAUAAAGAAUAACCAAAAACUGGCCUGGGAAAGGAAAAAAUUGGUCCAGAACAAGGAAGAACUCACCAAACACAAGGAGAUACUAGCCUGGAGGCAGAAGACUAUGCCUCUGGAGAAGGAGAAUCUGGCUCAGGAGAAGGUGAAAUUGGCUCAGAGGAAAGAACAGUUAAUGCAGCACAAAGCAAGCCUCACCCAGAACAGAAAGAAAUUAAUCCAAGACAAGGAGAAACUGGACAUGUUCAAGAAGAGACUGGCUCAGAUGGUGAAGAAGCAGUUGGAGGAAAAGGAGAAACUUUUCCAGAAGAAGGAGAAACUGGAUAAUGUAGAAAAACACCUGACCCAUUUAGAGGAAAGCCUGGCUGAGAAACAGCACAAACUAGCCCAGGACAAAAUGAAAUUAGCUAAGGAGAAGAGGGUGAUAUUCCAAGAACUGAAACAGCUCAGAGGUGACUGGUCUAUUAGUAAGGAAGAAAAGGCACUGGGUAUGGAAAUGAAGAAACUGGCCCAGGAGAAGAUGACACUGGCUGAGGGUCAGGAAGCUCUCUUCAAGGAAGAGACUCAAGAAACUUCAAGACAGAAGAAACUAAUCAAGGAUGAGCGAGAACUAAUUAAGAGGAAAUUGUCACUAGAGGAGAAGGUACUGGUCUAUGAAGAUAGGAUACUGGCCACAGAGGAAAUGGACAUUGCCAAAGGAAAAUUGGAGUUUAUUAGAGAAGGGAGAGUAUAUGCCCAGGAACAAAGGAAGCUAGCCAAAGCAAUAAGGAAGUUAGCUAGAGAAAGCAAGGGCAUUUCUAAGGAACCAUCAAAAGUGAGCAGCAAAACCUUAAAGGUACUUCAAGACCUUAUCAAAGAAGAAAGGAUGAUAACCCAGAGAGAAAUAGAGAUGACAAAGUUAAGGAGGGCAUUCUUCAUUAAGGAAAGGGAACUGAGCAAGACACAGAGUGAACUUGAUGCCAAAGAGUGGGAUUUUUCUGAGGAACAACCAGAAAUUACCACAGAUGAGAAGAAACUGGCUAAGAGGCAGAGAAAACUGGCCAAAGAAAUGAGAAGAAUGAUAAAGAAAGAGAAAAAAAUGACUGAGGAAGAAAGGAGAUUGGCCAGGCAACAGAGAGAAGUCAUACAGGAAGAAGAGGAGGAAGGAAUAACAGAGGAAGAAGAAGAGGCAAAGCCAUUCCUUAAACAAAGGUCAAGAGAGAGAGAAAAGCUAAAGAGAGUUGAAAUGCAACAGGAAGAGUUUCCCACUCAAGGGGAUACAGUGAAAAGUGAAGAGAGCCUCUCUGAAGAAAUGGAAAGCCUGUUAAAUGAAAUAGAGCAAGAGAGUUUGUCUGACGAGGAGGAAGAAGAGGAGGAGGAGCAAGAGGAGGAAGAGGAAGAGGAAGAGGUAGAAGAGGAGGAGAUGGGAGACGAGAAGGUAGAAGAGGAGGAGAGGGAAGAGCAGGAAGAGGAAGGGGAGGAGGAGGAAGAGGAGAAGUUGCAGCAGGAGGAGGAAGAGGAGGAGAAGGAGGAGGAAGUGUCUGAGAAGGAAAGCACGCGUGAGGAAGAGAUGGAAAGUUUGAGUGAGAGAGAGGAGGAAGAGGAGAGAAGCUUGUUGGAAGAAGAGGUGGGCAAGAAAAAAGAGAUCUUAAAAAAAGAAAAACGAUUUAAAUUACUAGAAGAAAGGAAAAAAGACCUAAGAGGAAGAGAAGCAGUACCUUCUAUUCGAAAAAGAAUCCCUGAGGUCAAAGGCAGUGCUAUAAAACUGGGAGUUCUGAAAAGCCCAUCCAAGCAACUGAUCUCAACAGUUCUGGGGAGGGCAGAGAAGUUACCCAUGCUAGAACCAACUAAACAAAUAUCCUGGGAGGAUAAGGCUACAGUACUUGAGAAAUCCAGGAUAUUCCCAGGGACAGGGUUUAUAGAUAAACAAGAAGAAUUGUUGAAGAAAUACAAGCCUCUACAUGUUUUGGAUACAACUUCAGAGUCUGAAGAGUCUGACUUAAAGACCCCAUAUUUAUCCCAAAUAUUGAAGAAGAAUGUGGAAGCUCAUAAACUCCAAGGCAAACCACUCGGGGCCAAGUGGCAGUGGAUUUUGCAGCGUCAUCCAUCUCUGAAGGUACAGACUGAGGUACAAUUACCUGUGUCCAAAAUCCUGGCUGAGGAAAUAUAUGGAGAUGUAAGCCUCUCAGAUGUAGAGUGGAUCCACCAUAUCCUAGAACGGAUGGAGGCAGGAGAACAGCUUUCCAGGGGUAAUUUCCACAGAUUGUGCCAGCUUCUCAAAGACCUCACUGCAAAGGGAAACUUAAAGUGGAUGCAUCUGGCCAAACUUGAAGCCCUUGGGUACCAUCACAAGCGGUUCCUGGAAUCACGAAGCACGUGUAUCUCAAAACCCAGUAAAGAACCCAUGGGCCCAAAACACCUGAAAGUGAUCCCUCCUAUAAAAAGAAAGGAAAAGGAAAGCUGGCUAAAAUCUUUGGCUGUCUCCACACCAAAGUCCCCAUUAGCUACCAGAAGGAUUCCAGACCCAAAGGCUAUAAACUGGUAUCUUCUAGGAGAGCCUUACAGGAGUGCGCGGGCGGAAGAGAUAUCCACUGCUCUCAAGGAGAUGAAAAUGCAACACUAUUAUCCUGCCACAAGAGACAUUUUCACAGGUGCCCAUGCCUCUGUGGAAAAACAAACCCUAGCACUGAUGUUUCAAAAGAACUUCUGGGCUUUUAAGGAUAAGGGCAGGUUUCCCAAAUUGCCCAAGCUGGAAAAGAAAGCACAGCCCAGCUCUAAAAAAAAGGAAGAGGUGCCUCUAUGGGAGACGUUUGUGGCACUGUACCAUGUUUUGCGGAUGUUGAAGGAGCGAUAUGCGAAAGACACUGCUGCUUGGAUGGAACAGUUCUACCGCCUCAUGGACCUGUACCAACUUAAGUCCCCUCGAAUCCAGAGGCUGCUACAGGAACUGCUAAUGAGAGAGGAGCCCCGAUCCCAAGAGAUCAUUUACAAAGAGGCCCUAAAGACCAUGGACCUAGUUCCUGGAGAGCGGUUGUUCUACCAUCUGUUUUGUGGUAGUUCUCACACCCCUAAAGGUCCUCUGGAGUUCCAGGAGGUGGUGUCCCUCCCAGAGCAGAACAAUGUCCGCACCAUACUCCCUAUGGGCAUUGCCCAGUAUGGGAUCUUAGAACUCGCCUGGAAGAGUCUGCCCCAAGCUGAUUUACACCUCACCCAGGAAUUGCCCUACAUUGUGGCUCCUACUCCUUAA
This is a messenger RNA of Camelus dromedarius (Arabian camel), 8688 nucleotides long. Its product is annotated as WD repeat-containing protein 87. Lineage: Eukaryota; Metazoa; Chordata; Mammalia; Artiodactyla; Camelidae. The record is from RefSeq and is a predicted model, not a curated record. The transcript has 6 exons. Gene Ontology annotation, molecular function: protein binding. The coding region runs from base 1 to 8688 and encodes 2895 amino acids.